GCUCCUUUGAGUUGGCUUUCCUUUUGCCAUUCAUCCAAAAGCUUGCCAAACAAGAACCAUUUCUUAAACAUAAAUCUUAUUACACAGCCAAAAGUAGGUGAAAAGCAACCACUAUUACCUAAUCUUUACAUUUAUAGAGAGAGAAAGUGAAGAUGGUAACAGCGGUUUGUUGCUUUUUUGUGCGUUUUUCGUAAUCAUCAUCUCUUCAAUUUGGAACCCUACUCGAUUAGAUCUUGCCGAGCUCUCUUUGCUCCUUAACUGUCUUCUUCGAUCUGGGUCUCUGCUCAGUUGGGUGCUUAUCGAACCCACUUGACAUCUCAAAUGUUUGAUUGUGUUGCCGUCAAUGUUUCUUAAGAAUGUCUGCUUCAUUGGCGGCGUUCGAGCGUUCCCGAAUUGGAGCUACAAACACGGUUUUCAAAAGCGGGCCGCUGUUCAUAUCUUCAAAAGGAUUAGGUUGGAAGUCAUGGAAGAAGCGCUGGUUUAUUCUCACACGCACUUCUUUGGUGUUCUUUAAGAAUGAUCCCAGUGCAAUUCCUCAGAGAGGCGUUGAAGUAAAUCUGACGUUGGGGGGGAUUGACUUGAACAAUUCAGGAAGUGUUGUUGUUAGAGAGGAUAAAAAACUGUUAACUGUCCUGUUCCCUGAUGGACGUGAUGGACGCGCAUUUACUCUCAAGGCUGAGACAUCUGAGGAUUUGUAUGAAUGGAAGACAGCUCUGGAACAUGCUCUUGCUCAAGCACCAAGUGCAGCUCUUGUUAUGGGACAUAAUGGAAUCUUCCGCAAUGAUACCACUGAUUCAAUUGAAGGGCCCUUUCAUCAAUGGAGGGACAAACGACCAAUUAAAUCUUUAGUUGUUGGACGUCCAAUAUUAUUAGCGCUGGAAGACAUAGAUGGAGGCCCGUCUUUCCUUGAAAAAGCUCUUAGAUUUCUUGAGAAACAUGGAACCAAAAUAGAAGGAAUCUUGAGACAAUCUGCAGAUGUUGAGGAAGUUGAUCGGAGAGUUCAGGACUAUGAAACAGGGAAGACUGAAUUUGGUUCUGAUGAGGAUGCUCAUGUUGUUGGUGACUGUGUCAAGCAUGUCCUUCGAGAGUUACCCUCAUCUCCUGUUCCUGCAUCCUGCUGCACUGCUUUACUGGAAGCUCAUAGAAUUGACCGGAAGGAAGCUCGAGUAAGUGCCAUGCGUGCUGCUAUCUUGGAAACAUUUCCUGAACCAAACAGGCGUUUGUUGCAGCGAAUCCUGAAGAUGAUGCACACUAUUUCUCUGCAUGCUUUUGAAAAUCGGAUGACUCCCUCAGCAGUUGCUGCUUGUAUGGCCCCAUUACUCUUACGCCCUCUUUUAGCUGGUGAAUGCGAAUUGGAGGAUGAUUUUGAUAAUAGUGGCGAUAAUUCUGCACAGCUGCUUGCUGCUGCAAAUGCUGCUAAUAAUGCUCAAGCUAUUAUUACAACUCUACUUGAGGAGUAUGAGAAUAUCUUUGAUCAGGAUGAUGCUAUGCUCAAAUGUUCUAUGUCAGCAGAUUCUCGGAUAGACAAUAGUGCAAGUGAAGAUUCAAUGGAUGAUGAAAAUAUGGAAACCAAAGACAAUGGUUAUCAUGAUGCAGAAAAUGAAGCUGAACAAGAGAUUGAUGAGGAUCCUGAGCGCAUACUCAGUGGAAAGCUGAGCGAAAGCAGCGGUUAUGCUUGCAGUGAUCUUUAUGAGUUUAAGGUAUAUGGAGCAGAUGAAUCAGAUGUUAUAUCCCCUAGGAACAAUGUUAGCCCAGCAGCAAGUUCUAAUCUAUUGGAUUUCCAGCAUCUCGAAGAUUCCAAUGUUCAAAUAAGUGAGCAACAUAUUUCGCAAAACAAGGAAAAUGAAAAUGAGAUGGAUACUCCUGGGAUGUUGUCAAGAAGUGAGUCUCAUCGAUCAGUGGGGACAAUGCUUUCUUCUAUAGAUCAAGGGCUAUCUCACCCUUUCUCUGUUCCCAAAUCAUGCACAGAGACUCCAAUUAGCAAAUUUACUGGCUCAAAUAGUAACGUCAAACGUUCAACAUUUUGGGGACGGAAUAAUGGAAGAAAGACUCCAUCAAUGGAAUCGGUUGAUUCUUCAGGAGAAGAAGAACUUGCUAUUCAGAGGCUUGAGCUAACGAAAAACGACUUGCGGCAGAGAAUUGCAAAGGAGGCUAGAGGGAAUGCAGUACUUCAAGCUAGCCUGGAAAGAAGGAAACAAGCACUGCAUGAACGUCGUUUGGCUCUUGAGCAAGAUGUUUCAAGACUUCAGGAGCAGUUACAAGCUGAGAGGGAUUUAAGGGCUGCAUUAGAAGUUGGAUUAAGCAUGUCUUCUGGACAGAUUUCUGGAUCCCGUACUAUGGAUUCAAAGACAAGGGCUGAGCUGGAGGAAAUUGCUCUUGCUGAAGCAGAUGUGGCUAGAUUGAAGCAAAAAGUGGCUGAGUUGCAUCAUCAACUUAAUCAACAACGCCAACAUCACUAUGGCUCUCUCUCGGAUGCUUCUGAUCGUUACCAACAUGUCCAUAACCAUAAUCCUCAACAGAGAUUUUUUCAGCAAGAUUUUGAUACUACACUUGCUUUUAUCAACCAUGAAAGGAAACAAAGAACUGAGGAAAAUUCACUGGGAAUGGAGUUGAGAAAUCUCAAAGGACAAGCAUUAACAUCUGGUAACAGCAGUAGGCAGCCUGCUCGUAAGCAGUUGGUAGACUCGAGCAACACUAGAAGUACCGAGGCAUCAACAAGUUUAUCCAUGGAUGAGUUUGGGAAUUCUGCCAGCACGCUGCCAUCUUCAUCCAGACCAGCAGAGGUAAUCGACUAUCCACGACACCCAUCGGCUGCAUCUUCCACCUUGGUGGAGUUAACGACCCGACUUGAUUUCUUCAAGGAACGACGCUCUCAGCUUAUGGAACAACUUCACAAUCUUGAUUUAAACUACGGGACAUCCUCCCAAGAUUUUAUGUAUAAACAAUCAUCUCCGCGCUAGAACCAUAAGCAAAUGACAUUUAUCUCCAUUUGUAUAUCCCUUAUUUUUGUGGAGUGUAGAUGCUUUUCUAGUCUCUUUUUUCAUCGUCUAUUUCCUUGUCAUUUUAAUGAUUUGUUUUAUCAUGUGUAGCGAGUGGGUAUUUGUCUAUCAUAAAAGCAUUAUUAUCUUGCUAUUCGAGAAUGUAAUCAAUGAAUGUUAUGCUUUUUGUGACAUGAUAG
Molecule: messenger RNA, 3178 nt
Organism: Cynara cardunculus var. scolymus (artichoke)
Lineage: Eukaryota; Viridiplantae; Streptophyta; Magnoliopsida; Asterales; Asteraceae
Product: rho GTPase-activating protein 7-like
Exons: 22
Coding region: 357-2960 (867 amino acids)
Biological process (GO): signal transduction
Source: RefSeq, a predicted model, not a curated record